CGCUGUGCCAUGAGGAAUUCUUUGUCUGCCUUUUAUGGUCUUUUGUAGGUUGCAGCCCUGGAGAGACAGAUAUUUGACUUCCUGGGUUAUCAAUGGUUGCCGAUCCUGGCUAAUUUUUUACACAUUAUGGCCGUCAUCCUGGGUAUUUUUGGCACCCUUCAGUACAGAUCCAGGUACCUCAUGCUGUAUGCCGUGUGGCUCAUUGUCUGGGUUGGCUGGAAUGCAUUCAUCAUCUGUUUCUACCUGGAAGUCGGACACCUUUCACAGGACCGAGACUUCAUCAUGACCUUUAACACAUCAUUGCAUCGCUCGUGGUGGAUGGAGAAUGGUCCUGGUUGCCUGGUGACUCCUGUGAUCAACUCCAACCUGGCCUUAGAGGACCAUCAUGUCAUCACCGUAACUGGAUGCUUGCUAGAUUAUCAAUACAUUGAGGUGGUGAGCAGUGCAAUGCAGAUAUUCCUUGCGCUGUUCGGAUUUGUUUACGCCUGCUAUGUCAGCAAAAUGUUUAUGGAGGAGGAAGACAGCUUUGAUUUUAUUGGAGGGUUUGAUUCCUACGGCUACCAGGCACCACAAAAGAUGUCACACCUGCAGCUGCAGCCUUUAUACACCUCUGGAUAAUUGCUUCCUCGCCUACCUACAGUGAACAAGCCUUUGGGGACAUUUGCAAAACCACAAUAACAAUGCCUAGCCAAGCCACCAAGAUAAAUGGAGUAGGGCAAAGCAUUUUCAAGGCCGUUGUCAGUUCUGCUGGAGAUUUGGAGGGAUGAUUACGUGACUCCAUCUUGUCCUUCUCAUCCGUUAAUGCCUUUCGUUUGGUAGCUAAGCAAGAGUCAUGAACCCAUUGGGGAAAAUUGACCAACACAAUUUCUCCAGAUCUAAAAGUUUCUGCUUAAAAAGACCUCGGAGCCAAACCAAGCUCAGGACUCCACCUACUGGCCACGUUGUGUACUGACACUGGUUCACACCGGCCAAUCCUCAAAACUCGAGAUCUCAUUCUUGUCUCCAAAAUAGGGAGAAUCCUUUUCUAAACGAGAUCUUCUUCUUCUUUAUUUUCCUUUUUUUUUUUUUUGGUCAGAUUUUUCUUUUGUUUGUUGGUUUUUCUAAAAAUAAUAAUAAUUCUUGGACACUUCUCGUCUGACCGAACGACUUUCAGUGCAUUGAUCUGUAGGUUGCAAUAUUUUGCAAUAAUGAAAAGGAGUUAAAGGAAUAAAAUGAAUGGAAAAUGAAAUAAA
Molecule: messenger RNA, 1232 nt
Organism: Thamnophis elegans (Western terrestrial garter snake)
Lineage: Eukaryota; Metazoa; Chordata; Lepidosauria; Squamata; Natricidae
Gene: NKAIN1
Product: sodium/potassium transporting ATPase interacting 1
Exons: 6
Biological process (GO): regulation of sodium ion transport
Source: RefSeq, a predicted model, not a curated record